AGAGCAUUCAACUGUCUGAAACACCAGGUUACCAGGUCCUCUGUCUGUUAAUGCUGGAUUUCCUCCAACUCAUUCACACACAGAUGAAAUGGGAGCUCAUGGCAGGUGUCAGAUGCUAAUGAAAUGGACACAGGUUGCCUUGGAGUGAAAUAAGGUUAAAUCACCCCCAAAAAGAGUAUCACUUGAGCCCUUUAAACAUCCCUGCUGAUGCUGAGACAGUUUGCUGGGUUGCAAGUGAAAGUCGCUGAUCGUGCUUUGGAGCGGAGCCAUUGCCCUGCGGCAGGAAUGAAAGUCCUGACUGUUCUUUUGAUGUUCGUGACAAGUGGCUUUGCCCAGGAGCAGCCAUCUUUGCCACAUGGAUGUACAGAGGGAAGCUGUUACCCAGCAACGGGGAACCUCCUGAUCGGUCGAGCUCCAAAUUUGACCGCCACGUCAACAUGCGGCCUCCAGAGACCCACCGAUUACUGUAUAGUCAGCCAUCUCCAAGGGGAUAAGAAGUGCUUUCAGUGUAAUUCGUUGAGGCCUUCUGACCCCAACAGUCACCGAGUGGAGAAUGUGGUCUAUCUGACAGACCAGACUGGACAAAGGACAUGGUGGCAGUCUGAAAACGGCGAGGAAAGAGUCAGCAUCCAGCUAAAUUUGGAAGCAGAGUUCCACUUCACACACCUCAUCAUGAAGUUCAAGACGUUCCGUCCGGCCGCCAUGUUUAUUGAGAGGUCCUCGGACUUUGGUCGCAGCUGGAAGAUCUAUCGCUACUUCGCAUUCAACUGCACGGUUGCCUUCCCGUCCAUACACACAAGCCCUCUCAGGAGGAUCGAUGACAUUAUUUGUGAACACCGAUACUCUGACAUAGAACCCUCUACGGAGGGUGAGGUCAUCUACAAAGUGCUGGAUCCUGCCAUCAAAGUGGACGACCCUUACAGCCUGGAGAUACAAGAUCUUCUAAGAAUUACAAACUUGCGAAUAAACUUCACGAAGCUGCACACCCUGGGAGACAAUCUGCUGGAUAGGCGGGUGGAAGUCCUUCAGAAGUAUUAUUACGCUGUGUACGAGCUUGUGGUUCGAGGCAGUUGUUUUUGCUAUGGACACGCAUCCGAAUGUUCUCCCGGAGGCAUACGAGGAGGAGUAGAGGGCAUGAUUCAUGGAAGGUGCAUCUGUAAGCACAACACCAAGGGAUUAAACUGUGAACAGUGUAAGAACUUCUACCAUGACCUGCCAUGGAGUCCAGCAGAGGCUGGGAAUCCGCACGCCUGCAAAGGGUGCAACUGCAACAACCAUGCCAGCAGGUGCCACUUUGAUAUGGCGGUGUACAUGGCCACGGGAAACGUGAGCGGUGGGGUCUGCGACGACUGUCUGCACCACACGAUGGGCAGGAACUGCGAGCUCUGCAAACCCUUCUACUACCGGAAUCCUGCGGCAGACAUCCGCUCUCACAGCGCCUGCAUUCCUUGUGACUGUGACCCCGUGGGCUCGCUGGAAGGAGGGAUCUGCGACACGGACACGGACUUGAAUUUCGGAAUGAUCGGCGGACAGUGUCGCUGCAAAGAGAACGUGCGGGGGACACGGUGUGACAGCUGCAAGGAAGGAUUCUACGGUCUGAGCAGGAACGACCCACAGGGAUGUCAGGCCUGUAGGUGUGAUCCCCGGGGGAUUAUCAUGAAUGGCGCGGCGUGUGAUCAGAUCAGCGGAGACUGCUUUUGCAAGCGAUACGUCACUGGCCGCUACUGCAACCAGUGCUUGUCGGAAUACUGGGGUCUCAGCAACGAUCUGCGUGGCUGCCGGGACUGUGACUGUGACUUCGGGGCAGCUUACAACAACAGAUGCUCGAUGGAGGACGGGCAAUGCGAGUGCCGUCCCAAUAUCAUUGGGCGUGAGUGCGCGGAGGUCCAGCCUGGGUUUUUCUGCAUGCCGCUCGACUACUACACCUUCGAGGCCGAGGAAGCUUCCCCUCGCUCACCGACUGACGCUCUGCCCGGUUCUCUCCGGCCACUGCUCGAUAACGAUUGCGUGGAAGAAGACAACCAGCCUGGUGUCGGCGCCAGACACAACCUGCAUCACAGGAGGGUCCACCGCCACGCAGGCCGUCGCAGGGAGACGCAGAAGAGGACCAACGCCAGGAGGAGGCGCCAGUCGCAACCAAAGCCGGACGUGGAGACGGUUCACCGAGAGCGGCUCACGGAGAAAAUGGUUACGUGGACGGGUCCUGGGUUCGCACGUGUCCGGGACGGAGCCGGCCUGGUGUUCGACAUCACCACCAUCCCUUACGCUAUGGAGUAUGAGAUCCUUCUGCGUUACGAGCCGGAGUCUGCAGUGGACUGGGAAGCAGUGACCACCGUACAUCCCACCACCUUGCCUUCAUCCCGUCGUUGCGGCAACCUCAUCCCCAACGAGCAGCCGUACCCGGUGACCCUGCGGCACACAGAGAGGUUCGUGGUAUUUUCAGGCCCUUUCUGCUUCGAGCCUGAUGUCCACUACACCAUCAAGAUCCGUUUCCAGCUUCACCAGGCUCACUACCGGCAAAACAAGGCAUUCAUCCUGGUGGAUUCUCUGGCGCUGCUGCCCAAGUACACAGAGUUGCCGGGGUUUGCCAACGGUGACCCCACCUCCGUGCAUCACCGCGAGGAGAUGACACGCUACAUGUGCCUGGAAUCCUUCAAAAUGGCCACCAUGCCCAUGCUGGCUGACAUGUGCGUCCAACUGAUUUGCAGCAUCUCGGCCAUCAUGCACGAUGGGGCUCUGCCCUGCCAGUGUGACCGGCAAGGCUCCUACAGCAACGUGUGUGAGAAGAUCGGGGGCCAAUGUCGGUGCAAGAGCAAUGUGAUGGGCCGACGCUGUGACCUCUGUAUCCCCGGAAACUACGGCUUUGGGCCAAAUGGCUGCUCCGAGUGUGACUGCAGCCCCGAAGGCUCUCUCAGCAACGUGUGCGACCCGGUGACCGGGCAGUGCCUGUGCCGACACGGGGCAAACGGCCGGCAGUGUGACCGCUGCUUCCCUGGCCAGUGGAACUUCCCCAACUGCCAACCGUGCCAUUGUAACGGGCACUCCGAGGAUUGCCACCACAGCACUGGAGCCUGUCUCAACUGCAGGGAGAAUACAGCCGGACACAACUGUGAUCGCUGUUCGGACGGAUACUACGGGAAUCCAGUGCUGGGGUCCGGGAAGCAGUGUCGCCCGUGCCCCUGCCCUGGCUUUCCGGGCAGCGGGCAUCACCACGGGAUCUCGUGUCACGCUGACCUCGACAGCAACCGCAUCGUGUGUAACUGCAAAUAUGGCUACACAGGCACUCGCUGUGACCAGUGCGCCCCUGGGUACCAUGGGGCCCCGGAGGUGCCAGGCGGAAGCUGCCGUCGCUGCCAGUGCAAUAACAACAUUGACGUGAGCGACCCCGACUCCUGUGACCCUCGCUCUGGUGAUUGCCUGAAGUGUCUCCACAACACCCACGGACACCACUGCGGGGAGUGCCGGCAAGGCUAUUACGGGAACGCCCUGCAACAGGACUGCAGACGCUGCACGUGUAACAUCCAGGGGACGGUGAGCGACCAGUGCGAUGAUCUGGGCAACACCUGCAGAUGCGAGAGAGUGACGGGAGACUGUACCUGCAGAGAGAAAGUCACGGGCAAGAACUGUGAUCGGUGCGCUCCCCGUUACUGGAACUUCGGGCAGAGCGGAGGCUGUGAGCCCUGUGCCUGCGAUCCCCAACAUUCCUACGGGCAGUUAUGCAACAUGUUUUCCGGACAAUGUGAAUGCCGCUCAGGGUUUGGAGGGCAGAGAUGUUCUGAAUGUAGAGAGUUUUACUGGGGAAAUCCGGAGCUGGAAUGCAAAGCCUGCGACUGUGAUCCGGACGGCUCGGAAUCCCAGCAAUGCCACCAGACCACCGGCCGCUGCUCCUGCAAGCCCGGCUUCACCGGGCCGCGCUGUGACCAGUGCGACCGCGGCUACCGAGGACGGUUCCCCAUGUGCGCACGCUGCCACCCCUGCUUCGACCUGUGGGACCCGGAGGUCCAGAAGCUUGGGACGAGGCUGCAGAACCUCGAGGAGCAAGUCAAGAGGAUCCUGGACAGCGGGGGCACAGGAGGGCUGAACGAGAAGCAGCUGCAAGAGCUGGAGGAGAAACUCGAGGAGGUCCAGAGGCUGAUCGGCAAAGACGCCUUUAAUGCCGAGGAGCUGUUCAAACAAAUGCGACGUCUAAUCAACAGAGUGAGACAGGAGAUGGAACACUUGUCAAACAGGGUGGACAGAUUGGACGAAGGAGUUUCCGUGACGGAGGCCAGGGAUAAUCAAAGCCGACGGGACCUGGCACAGCUGGAGGAGAAAGCCAGGGCUUUGAAUCAAUCCACCACUGCGAAGGAGAAGGAACUGGAGGCACUUAUAAGCUCCAAUUUUAAAGAGUUCUACGAUCUGAUCCGCAAGUACUACGAGACGUCCCGCGACCAGGAGCGACGGGCCAACGCGACGGUGAGCGGGCCGCGGGGGCCGGUCAAGCAAUCGGAGAGGACGCGGGAGAGGGUGGGCGCGCUGCUGCUGGAGCGAGAGAACGCGCUGAGGAAGACGGGGGCCGUUCAGAAGAAGCAGCUGAAGGAGCUGGAGUCGAACGUGAUGAGCCUGACCAUUGACCCCAUCAGCCGAAAGGUCUGUGGCUCCUCGGGCAGCCUGACGUGCAUCCAGGAUCGCUGCGGAGGUGCCGGGUGCCGAGACGAUUUCGGGAACCGCAAGUGCGGGGGGGACGGCUGCGGGGGGGCCCUUACCCUGUCCUCGGGGGCGUUGAAGAAAGCGGAGAACGUCAGCGAUGCCCUGACGGACAGCAAUGAGCAGCUGAGCGACAUCUCCCGGAAGAUCCAGGAAGUCCAAGGAAAGGCGGAGCAGGCGAAAUUGCAGGCCGCGGAGAUGCUGAAGAAAGCUAAUGAAGCCAAGGACACAUUGAACAACUCCGUGGAAGAUCUGCGACGAUUCAUCAAAACCGUGAAAGACUUCCUCAAUGAGGAAGGAGCCGACCCAGAAAGCAUCGAACUGGUGGCCAACAAGGUGCUGAACAUCUCCUUCCCCAUCAGCUCCGAGGACAUCAAUAAGAUCGUGCAGGACAUCAGAGACGCCAUCGAGAGCAUCACCGAAGCCGAUAGAGUUCUCAACGAAACGUCCAAAGGCCUGCAGGAAGCACAAGUUCUCCUUAAGAAGGCGGAGGAAGUCCGGAGCGCAGCCUUGGACGUAAAAGGCAUUGUAGAUGAGAUACAGGAUACUAUAAAUGCUGCCAGGUUCAAACUGGAUUUGGCUGAGAAAGCAUUGGAAAAGGCCAAGAACUCAACAGCGAGUGAAUCCAUCAGCAAGGUGGAUAAGCUUCUGGGUGGCAUUGACGACAAGCAGGAGAGUGCCAUGGCACAGCUCACUGACCUCUCCUCGCAAGUGGAUGCCCUGAAAAAUAAAACCAACCAGAACAGGAAGAUGGCAAAUGAUAGUGAAGGGAGAGCUAAAGCUGCCAAGAGAAAGGCAGAGAAGCUGCAGAAGGACAUGAGCCUAGUGGAGAGUCAGUACGAGAAGCUGAAGGACAAAAUAAACAGUCUGGACAACGGGACCUUUCAGACCAGAGAUCGCGUGGAAAAGAUCAAACAGGAGGCAGAAAGAUUGAAAAACAUCGCCACCAAUAGCCUGGUUCGAGUGACCGCCUUGCAAAAGAAAUUCGAACGGAACGAAAAGAAAAUGAACGAGAAGAUCGAACAGCUGCGACAUCUGCAAGAAGGAACUAGUCUCAAUCCCGAGUCAGACACUGCCUCAGUGAGGUUCUUUGGUUAGUGUUAUGGGGGUGUGGAGGUGUGGGUGUCUAAUGUAUGAUGAUCACAAGUCCUGAUCCGCAAUUACGAUGGGAAAUGCCAGCAGGUGCUGGACUGAAAGUCAUGGAGCUUGAAUCCAGACGUUAUUACCCUGACGUUCCCACAAGUGAUCCCCUGCCAACUGUAAAUUCCUGAAUCCCAAAUAAGCUGCUCAGGAAAAUGAUGUGGCAUGGGAACAGAGGCUGGGUGGGUUUACUUUGCUGCAAAAUCCCCUCCGUAGCUCAUGGGAGCGAGGAAGCUUCUAUAUUUGUGUUGCUCCAUCCUCGAACGUGUCCAGAAUAACAGCAACCGAUUAGAUCAGCCGGUGGGGGGGGGUCAGAGUGCGCUCACGACAGAGAGGGAAAGAAGGGAAUCACUGAGUUAUUGUCUAACCUCUCGCUUCCGCACUCAACCUGCCCCAUCUACUCAACAACAAGUCCCUCCAUUUGACAGCUGUGAAGUCUGUAUCAGCUGUGCUCGAAUGUUGUGUGACGCAGCAAAAAAAGUACAUUUCUCGUAUUUGGAGAGGGAGGAAUCCCGUGGCCCGUCGCUCCAUCAAAUAGGCCGUGAAGUACCACUAAACCUUUCACUCGAACCAAAUGUGAAUCUCAAAGAACGAAAGUAAUGUGUUAAAAAUAAAAUGGGUUACCUUUAACUAAUUAUAGUAUAACUCGAGCAUCUAUCAGUGGGGUUGACAAAGACUGUUUUGAUAAGUUUGCGUUGGCCGACCAGGCCUGGUUCCACGUUAAUGCUCUGCUCGACUUAAACUCCGCAAAGAGUUGCCUUAUCCGUCCAUUCACACGCAGUCAAUGGGACUUUGUAGCCACCCCAUAGCUUCUUGUUAGUCCACAGUAACGGCAAACCCAGUCAGACUUUGACGAGGGUUCUGAGGUAUCGUGGGACGUGCUGCAAAAAUAUUAUCGUGUCAAAACGUGCAGAACCUGAACAGGUUUUUGGAAACUAUUAUACCUAUUUUGGUUGUGUGAGAAUAAACUAACGUGACCUUCUGUACUUCAGAAUACCGCCGUAAUUGUAACCUUUCCAUCACGUUCAAUGGAAAUAAAAUUAUUUUUGAAAUAA
Callorhinchus milii (elephant shark) is the source of this 6881-nucleotide messenger RNA. It is a transcript of the gene lamb2l, whose product is annotated as laminin, beta 2-like. Lineage: Eukaryota; Metazoa; Chordata; Chondrichthyes; Chimaeriformes; Callorhinchidae. Gene Ontology annotation, cellular component: laminin trimer. Gene Ontology annotation, molecular function: extracellular matrix structural constituent. Gene Ontology annotation, biological process: substrate adhesion-dependent cell spreading; basement membrane assembly; cell migration. The record is from RefSeq and is a predicted model, not a curated record.